This is a messenger RNA of Hippocampus zosterae (dwarf seahorse), 3281 nucleotides long. Its product is annotated as cGMP-inhibited 3',5'-cyclic phosphodiesterase 3A-like. Gene Ontology annotation, biological process: positive regulation of oocyte development; oocyte maturation. Gene Ontology annotation, cellular component: cytosol. The coding region runs from base 445 to 3078 and encodes 877 amino acids. The record is from RefSeq and is a predicted model, not a curated record. NCBI's taxonomy places the organism in Eukaryota, Metazoa, Chordata, Actinopteri, Syngnathiformes, Syngnathidae. Gene Ontology annotation, molecular function: 3',5'-cyclic-AMP phosphodiesterase activity. The transcript has 15 exons.
UCUUCUUUUGGGUCGCGCCCGUCCCUCAUCUGUUGUGCCGCUGUUUUUUGGUCUCGCGGUUGCGCCACUUUGAGCCACAAACCGCUGCGCAGUCAGCCCCCACCUACUUCCCUCCCCCCCUCGCUCCCUUCCCUCCCUCCUCACCCCGCCGCGCGUUCUCGGCUGGCCGGACCCCGCCGCUCGUCCGACUGGGUUCAGGGAGUGUCCGUGUGGCGUUUCACCAAGGCCGCCCCCCCUUCUUCUGUGGAAGCAGAGCCCAGGCCGGCCGGAAGACUCUACCUGGCCUGCCUGCUGGGUGUUUUGCUUCCGCGGUAUGCUGACCGGCUCCUGCCGGCCCCAGGGACCAGCGGGACGGGGUGCUGUGGCUCUGUGACCGGGGCGAAGGAGGAGGACAUCCCUGUCUUCAAGCGGAGACGGAGGUGCAGCUCCAUAGCAGCCUCGGAGAUGAUGGCUCACGGUCAGAGCAACAACAGCAAGUCCCACCGCAGGACUUCGCUGCCUUGCAUUCCGCGGGACCAGUCGUCCGGUACCAGUGUGUUGGUGGACAUCGCAGUGAUGGGUGAGGCCCAUGGAUUGAUAUCAGACUUGCUGGCAGACCCCUCGCUGCCCCCUAACACUUGCAGCUCUCUGAAGGCUGUCAGCAGUCUCCUCAGCACCCAGAUUAUCCUCCAGCCACUCCAUCGGCCACAUGUGCCACCAGUCACACACGCCUGCUCCGACUCGGAGGACGGGACCGAUAAAGUAGAAAAACUGGCCAUUCCAAAGCGUCUUCGGCGAAGCCUUCCCCCAGGGUUGUUGCGGAGAAUCUCAUCCACGUGGACCACAACCACAUCUGCCACUGGGCUCCCUGCCAUAGAGCCCGGACCUGUACGAAGAAACCGCUCAGCUAGCAUUAAAUACACCACAGAAAGUGAAUCAUGGAGAAACUCAGUCAUGACAACCAUCUCAAAAAGCCGCUCCAUGUCUGCCUCGUGUGCCACAUCCUUCACAUUGAACCACUUCUACAGCAAACCACCGGGAAAAACAGGUUUCAUCAACUCCAACAUAUCACCUUUGAGCUCCCCAUGUCCGUCGCCACCUGUUCAGGGUACCCCUGUCUCCAGCCCAACUAUCAAGACAUGUUUAAUUCAGCUUCCUGAGAUUUCCGUGCCGCUGACCGAGCAGACCCCGGCUGGCUGUGUGGUCUCCAAGAGUCAUCACCGAGCCUUAACACACAGCCAGAGCGCCCCAAGCUCCACCACCCCUCACUGGCGAUCGCCAUCACUCUGUAGCAGCUGCGGCAGGCCAUUCAACAAUCGACUGAACCACGGGGUAGAAUCUAUGGUCAAGGUAGACCGAAUACCUUGUCCAGAGGAGCGUGCGGUUACCUCAUCGGACUACGACAGCACGUAUGACAGCACUUAUGAGACCAACCACAGUGACAGCAGCGACUUUCUACAGAAUGAGGAAGAAGCUGAAGCAGGCAAGAAGCCGUCUGAGGCAAGAGAAGGCUGCCGGGAGUAUCCGUCGGAGAGCAUCGUUCUUCAUCCCCUCCUGCCAUCCCCUGAGUUUGUCCUCCACACACAGAACAAGCUAAUCCUGGCCCCUGAGCCGCUGGUGAUGCCCGGGUUGGAACCUCUCAUGAGUCAGCUCAACAAAUGGAAUUUCCCAAUUUUCAGUCUUGUGGAGCGGACACACGGAAAAACGGGUUGCAUUCUUAGCCAGGUAUCCUACAGGCUCUUCGAAGAUGCGGGUCUUUUUGAGACCUUCAAAAUUCCUGUAGCAGAGUUCAUGAACUACUUUCACGCUUUGGAGAGCGGAUAUCGAGAUAUCCCAUAUCACAACAGGAUCCAUGCCACUGACGUGCUGCAUGCGGUUUGGUACCUCACCACUCAACCCGUGCCUCGACUGCCCACGUUCCCGACUGAGAAUGGCAUCCACACCGACCCAGCAAAUGGCAUAACCCACGGUGCUCCGGCCUUUCUGUCAACCAAGAUACACUCUUUGCUGGAGGAAGGCUAUGGCUCCUUGUCUUGCCUAAUUCCGGGCCUGGAGCUGAUGGCCUUGUACGUAGCUGCUGCCAUGCACGAUUAUGACCAUCCGGGAAGAACCAAUGCCUUUCUAGUAGCAACCAGUGCACCCCAGGCGCUUCUGUACAACGACCGUUCUGUCUUGGAAAACCAUCACGCUGCUUCAGCGUGGAACCUCUUCAUGUCUCGUCCGGAGUACAACUUCCUGGUUAACCUUGAACAUGUUGAGUUCAAACGCUUCCGAUUCCUUGUCAUUGAAGCCAUCUUGGCAACUGACCUGAAAAAACACUUUGACUUCCUUGCAGAGUUCAAUGCCAAGGUCGGUGACGAAGGAAUGUCUGGGAUCGACUGGACAAACGAAAAUGACCGAUUGCUGGUUUGCCAAAUGUGCAUCAAGCUCGCUGAUGUCAACGGACCGCUGAAGUGUAAGGAGCUGCACUUGCAAUGGACUGAAGGGAUCGUCAAUGAAUUCUACGAACAAGGGGAUGAAGAAGCAAGCCUGGGCCUUCCCAUCAGCCCUUUCAUGGACCGCUCAGCGCCACAGCUCGCUAAACUCCAAGAGUCGUUCAUCACUCAUAUAGUGGGCCCCCUCUGCUCCUCGUACAAUUCGGCCGCUCUGAUGCCCGGUGACUGGGUCGACCUGCCGGAGGGGGAGGUGGAGCAAGAAGAAUCAAAUGAGAGUCAAGAUAUGGAGGAGGAACAGGGAGAUUGGGGUGAGGAACAUAUAUCUCCUGGCGCUGACUUCCCCCGGAGGCAUAAGACAAAGACGGGAAGCAGCAGGAAAGUGUUCUGCCAGAUCACACAGCACCUUCUGGAGAACCACGAAAUGUGGAAGCGAGUCAUUGCUAAAGAUGUCCAGGAGGACACCUCGAAAGAAGACCCAAACUGUCUUAGCUCCUCCACCGAGCCAAUUACAGCCAUUGAUGAGGAAGAGGAGGAACAAGCAAGCAAAGAGGAGGAAGAUUUGACUGAAUGUUUCGACAAAAACGAAGAGGUGCCAGCUAUCGAUGACGGGAACGAGCUGUUGCGAUCGCAGACGUCAGGCGGUGAAGAGGAGGAAUCUCAGUGAUAAUCUGAACAAGUGCGUACUCCCAAACCAGGAAUUUGUUUUACCGUCGUUUGUUUGCUCUCCUAACUCUUAAUACGGUAGCCAGCACAUCACUUUGACACAACACUGUAGAAGAUGUUUCGGGUAAUUUGUGCCUAACAAAAACAGGGUUUACGACUUAGAGCAAAAGAAGUGAACUCGGUGAAGACAAAGAAGAAAAACAA